AUGAAAAUAAUAAAUAGUAAUAUUGAUGAUGGUGAUGUUAAAAAAGGUUUAACAAUCUCUAAAUUAAAGAAAAGACAAACAUUAUCACAUCUGAUACAUCAGCAGCAGCAACAAUUACAAGAUCAUAAAGAAAAUUCACCGAAGGAACAAGUAAAUGAUGAAUCGACUAAAUCAUGGCAAAACUCUGAAUCAUCUUCAUCAUCAGGUUUGAUAUUAUCAGAAGGGAAAAUAACCAAUGAAGAUGAAGAAUUGUUAUCGAAAGCCAUGGACGAGAUAAAUCAAGCGCUUAAACAAAUUAAAGUUGAAUAUGUUGGUGAUUUGGUAGUUCCUUUAACAUGGGCUAAUUCUGCACCUAUUAAUAGUAAUAGUACACAGGGAUGA
Molecule: messenger RNA, 381 nt
Organism: Entrophospora sp. SA101
Lineage: Eukaryota; Fungi; Glomeromycota; Glomeromycetes; Entrophosporales; Entrophosporaceae
Source: the annotation of a GenBank genome assembly